CGCCCGGUCACGUGGUAGGGAAGAUGGCGGCCCCCAGAGGGUGCCGCGAGCGUCGCGGUUGGUGAAACGCUGGUGGCGGCGGUGGGAGCGGUUGGCUCGGCGGCCUCGUCUUCCCGGAGCUCGUCUGGGCGUUUUGGCGGCAGGGAGCACGGUUCUUGUGCCCGGGAGCCCCAGUCUCAGCGCAGGCGGGGCUGCGGAAGGCCUGGGCCGCUCGGCAGGAGGAAGCCAGAGGCACCAUGGUGACAGACAAGGAGGUGGAGGCCAUCGGGCAGACGCUGGUGGACCCCCAGCAGCCCCUGCAGGCCCGCUUCCGGGCGCUCUUCACUCUGCGCGGGCUCGGUGGGCCCAGAGCCAUCACCUGGAUCAGCCGGGCCUUCGGCGACGACUCCGCCCUGCUCAAGCACGAGCUGGCGUACUGCCUGGGCCAGAUGCAGGACUCCCGGGCCAUCCCCGUGCUGCUCGACGUGCUGCGUGACACCCGCCAGGAGCCCAUGGUGCGCCACGAGGCAGGCGAGGCCCUGGGGGCCAUCGGGAACCCGGAUGUUCUGGAGGUCCUAAAGCAGUACUCCACCGACCCAGUCAUCGAGGUGGCCGAGACGUGCCAGCUGGCGGUCCAGCGGCUGGAGUGGCUGCAGCAGCACAGCGGAGAGCCGGCGGUGGCGGGGCCCUACCUGUCCGUGGACCCCGCUCCUCCAGCCGAAGAGCGCGACGUGGGGCGGCUGCGGGAGGUCCUGCUGGACGAAGCCCGGCCGCUCUUUGACCGCUACCGAGCCAUGUUCGCCCUGCGAGAUGCCGGCGGCGAAGAGGCCGCCCUGGCGCUGGCCGAGGGCCUGCGCUCUGGCAGCGCCCUCUUCCGCCACGAGAUCGGCUACGUCCUGGGCCAGCUGCAGCACGAGGCGGCCGUGCCCCAGCUGACAGCGACCCUGGCCCGGCAGGCUGAGAGCCCUAUGGUGCGGCACGAGUGCGCUGAGGCGCUGGGAGCCAUCGCCCGGCCCGCCUGCCUGGCCGCCCUGCGGGCCUAUUCGGCAGACCCUGAGCGCGUGGUGCGAGAGAGCUGCGAGGUGGCCCUGGACAUGUACGAGUAUGAGACCGGGUCGGCCUUCCAGUACGCCGAUGGGCUGGAGCAGCUGCGCUCGCCCCCCUCCUAGAGCCGCCUGCCCGCCCGCCUACCUACCUCCCUGCAGGACUCAGCACGUGGGCUCCAUAUAAACCAGGCUUGUGCGAAUCGGGUCUGGUUUCCCCGUCCCCCAGGGGCUGUCUGCUUGGCCCAAUCUGGCUGCUUUUGCAUCCUGACUGCCCCAGGGCCAGGCUGAGGUGUCCUGUGUCCCCCACUGGGGCCCUGGCACAGGGCUGCAGCACCUGGGUUUCCAGUCACAGGGGUGGGAUGUUGGUGUGGGAGCGGGGGUCUGAGGGUGCGGGACAGGGCUAUGCUCAGGGGAGUUGGGGUUGCCUUGGCCCAGCCUCUCGAGGAACCAGGGUGCCUGGAAAGGCACUGUGGGCAAACCCAGACCCCUUGGGCCUGGGCGAGGGCUCAGCCUUCCAUGGGCUGCCCCUGGGGCCUCUGCCUCCCCAGCCCAGGACUAGGCAGGGUGGGAAGGUUGUUAGGGGCUCAGGGGCCGGGGAGGGAAAGCAGACGCUAGGGUCCAAAUGGACUAUUAAAUUAUUUUUGCCAGGCCAUGACUCUCAGAGUAUGUCGGGGGCUCUGUAGGCCUGCUCCAAGGAACAUCUCACGGGGAGGGGGCCGGGGUGUUUGAAGAGCUCCGGGCCAUGUCCUGCUUUCAUCUCCAGCCGGCCCGCUCCCAGGGGCUUGGGGGAAAUGGCCCUCCAGCCUGGCCUUCCCCACACCCUCAUUCUCGCCCAGCCCCUCUUGGGGUUUAGUAGUAUGGCUAAGAGCCCAGCCUGUGGGUUCCCGUCCCAGCUACCUGCUUCAUUCUCCAUGUGCAACCUUGAACACCCUGUUUUAUGGCCAUACAAUGGGCGUCACCAUAGAACCUAAGCUCAUGUGGGUCCCACCUGCUUCUGUGUGCCAGCCAACAACAUCCCUGACGGGUCACACGAGGGCAUAAAUGCCUAGAGCGGGGGUCCUUGCGCGCUGUGACCGUGAGCUGGUUCUGCCACGCUGAUGCCUUCUGCCCCCAGCCCUUCUGACAGGCGUGCGGCGUCCCCACCCCAAGCAAGUCAUCUCUGUGGGUGUCCUACAACUCGAUUCAGCUCUAACGCUCACCGCCCAAAUUCACGCAGGCCCCCCGGGUCCCCUCCGCACGAUGGUUUGCUUGCACAGCUCACAGAGCUCAGGAAAGCACUUGGCUUGCCCGUGUCUUGUAUAGGAUGCCACGAGCAGCCAGACGAGGGGCCCCGGGUGCUGGAGCUUCUUCCCGCGCAGUCUGGGGCACGACCCCCCUCUGCCACGUGGGUGCAUUCACAUGCCCCGCAGCUUUCUGAGCCCCUCGAUUGGGGAUUUUGUGGAGGCUCCGUGUGUAGUCGAGGCUGAUUGAAUCAGUGGCCAUUGGUGAUUCCCUCCCCCCCCCCCCCCCC
Molecule: messenger RNA, 2535 nt
Organism: Ailuropoda melanoleuca (giant panda)
Lineage: Eukaryota; Metazoa; Chordata; Mammalia; Carnivora; Ursidae
Gene: DOHH
Product: deoxyhypusine hydroxylase
Exons: 5
Coding region: 237-1148 (303 amino acids)
Biological process (GO): peptidyl-hypusine biosynthetic process
Molecular function (GO): deoxyhypusine monooxygenase activity
Source: RefSeq, a predicted model, not a curated record